Messenger RNA from Alternaria hordeiaustralica, 1032 nucleotides. RefSeq lists its product as uncharacterized. Bases 1 to 1032 code for a protein of 343 amino acids. Lineage: Eukaryota; Fungi; Ascomycota; Dothideomycetes; Pleosporales; Pleosporaceae. The record is from RefSeq and is a predicted model, not a curated record. The transcript has 3 exons.
AUGCUCCUUGGCCAACUGAUCUUGAACCAACUCAGCAUCAACCUUGGUUUUGGAAAGCAUGCACUCGACAUUGACUUCAGCCACUUCGAACGUAUCACGUAUUAUGGUGCAUCUGCGCUCACCUUUUCCAUCACGGGCAUCAUUCUCAGCAAGAUCUCGUUCGGGCUCACUUUACUUCGGUUGACGGACGGAUGGCUCAAGGUCUACGUUUGGUUCGCCAUCGCUUCCCUUGCCAUAUUCGCAAUACCAGUUGCUGUCCUCCCCUGGGUACUGUGCAAGCCAAUAACGAAGACUUUUGUUGAUAUCCUUCCUGGCACAUGUAUCGACAAGGAACCUUCCGUGAUAUACGGAAGAUUCCAGGCUAUAUGGGCUGCCAUCAUGGAUAUUUCUCUAGCAUUGUUGCCUUGGAAGGUCCUCUGGAAUCUACAGAUGCGCACCGCGGAGAAGAUCGGAGUUGGUGUUGCCAUGAGUCUGGGUAUCUUAGCGGGAGUCACAUCUAUUCUCCGAGCCAGAUACGUCGAACAGCUCCAAACCCAGGAUCUUUCCUACCAAGCGUAUAACUCUGUCAUUUGGUCAACAGCAGACACUGCCAUGACGGUCGUUGCCACGUCCAUUCCGGUACUCCGUGUCUUCUUCAAGCAAGCAGUCAACACGGCCAUCUCACAUUACCACAACUCGACAAAUCGAAGCAACAAAUCGAAAUCUACUGGUACUGGAAGCACUCCUUCCAACCCUUCGAACAACGCAAGCACACUUGCGAAUCACAGUGCACGACGAUUGAACAAGAACACAUCACGUACACUAGACAACACGAGCACAGAUUCAUUAUUCAAAGACGACGACCUGGAGCGUGGCCCCAAGGAGGGUUACAUUGAGUUGGACGAUCUCAUUGUUGACGAGAAGACUGGAAGGGUUUCGGCUGCAACACCCGAGUCAUUGCCAGAGUCCAUGUCACGGGCGCACCUACACGGUGACGAUUGGCCCUUGGCAGACCAUAUUCAGACGCACAUAGAAGACAUACGGAGGUUGUGA